This is a messenger RNA of Linum trigynum, 453 nucleotides long. The record is from the annotation of a GenBank genome assembly. Lineage: Eukaryota; Viridiplantae; Streptophyta; Magnoliopsida; Malpighiales; Linaceae.
AUGCAGCUUCCAUGGUUAAUCUACAGGGCUUUACACGAACACCGUCGAAGAGGUUGGGAUCAGUGGUCUGGAAAUGGAGCUUGGCUGCGAUUUGCCCGAUUGCUGCUUCCCUGCUCAUGUUUAUCAAUAUACAUAAACAUCUUCGAAAUCAAAUAUGUUUCUUCCGGCCACUGCCUGCUUUGCAGAUGGAUGGCAUUCCUCAAUCACGAUUCGCAACUGGCAUUGAUCACACCGACGAUUGGGCAAAAAGGCUGCUGCCGGAUAGUGGCGGAGGAAGAACAUUCAAUCAAGGCAGAAGCAACUGAACCUGUUGAGUUCGGGACAGAGCUUCAGACAGACAGACAGACUGCAAUCUGCCUCAAAGAGCAAACAGUCCAUAAGCUUCCGUUGAAUUCAGAUCCUUCAUCAAUGGAAAAAGGCAACCCAAACGCCCCUCAACUAUGCAACUGGUAG